This is a messenger RNA of Symbiodinium sp. CCMP2456, 726 nucleotides long. NCBI's taxonomy places the organism in Eukaryota, Dinophyceae, Suessiales, Symbiodiniaceae. The record is from the annotation of a GenBank genome assembly.
AUGGCGCAGGUCUUUGAUGACUUCGGAGGUUGCGUCGUCGGCGCCGUGGAUGGUGAAGGUGAGCACAGCGGUGAUGACAUCCUGUACGUCUUUCCAGAUGGGCUGACCGCGCUGGUCGGCAGCUUCAAAGAUGGGGUCUUCGUCCGCGGCCGCUACGCGCGCCUGCAGGCGCCUUUGGUCCGUCCCGCACGCGAGUCAGACUUGGAGGGUCUGCUUUCCGCGGACGUAGACUUUCCUGCCUUCGCUUUGGCGCAGGAAAUCCCCGACUUUGUGCACCGUGAUGUUUCGACACGAGAGAUGCUCUCGGCUCAGCCUUUGAUCCCAGACCUUUUGGAACUGGAGCGCGUGACGGUCUCGCAGAGCCGUUUGAAAGAGGACAUGGAGGGCCUUUUCGCGAAGCGGCUCUUGCGGGCGGGCGAGCUGUGUAGCUGGUACAACGGCCUGCGCUGUAGCCACGAGGAAGUCAACGAGCGGGACUGGUGCCUGAAUGGCAUGACGAUCACGCUCGACAACGAGACCGUCCUGGACGUGCCCGCGGAGUUUGCAUCAACGGAUGUCUUCCGAGCAUGUUUGGGCCACAAGGCCAAUCACCGGAAGCCCAACAACGCCAAGUACGACGUCUUCGACCACCCCCGGUUUGGUCUCAUAAAGGCCAUCCGUGCUGUGAGGGACAUCGCUGCCGGCGAGGAGAUCUGCUGCGAUUACGGCUACGAAGGUGAACAAGAG